AUGAGGAAGGCAAAGGGUAAGCAGUCCCACGUGGUAUCUGUAUCAGACGAUAAUGCGGCCAUUACAUGGCUAAUAGAGUUUCUUGGUGUUAUUGUCUCCGUUGUCGUGGAAACGUUAUCUUUUCUAUUUGAAGCCCAACAUGAAGUGAAAGCGGAAGAAGUUAGAGAGAAAGAUUAA
Messenger RNA from Sphenostylis stenocarpa, 177 nucleotides. Lineage: Eukaryota; Viridiplantae; Streptophyta; Magnoliopsida; Fabales; Fabaceae. The record is from the annotation of a GenBank genome assembly.